Branchiostoma belcheri (Belcher's lancelet) is the source of this 8125-nucleotide messenger RNA. RefSeq names its product rho-associated protein kinase 1-like. The record is from RefSeq and is a predicted model, not a curated record. The transcript is spliced from 35 exons. Gene Ontology annotation, cellular component: cytoskeleton; cytoplasm. The coding region runs from base 589 to 5019 and encodes 1476 amino acids. NCBI's taxonomy places the organism in Eukaryota, Metazoa, Chordata, Leptocardii, Amphioxiformes, Branchiostomatidae. Gene Ontology annotation, molecular function: small GTPase binding; ATP binding; Rho-dependent protein serine/threonine kinase activity. Gene Ontology annotation, biological process: embryonic morphogenesis; Rho protein signal transduction; mitotic cytokinesis.
ACUAUGGGUGUUAGCUGAAGUCGGAAAUGUGGUAACGGUCGGCAGCCAUCUUGGCGGUUGGAUGGCAGAAACGUCUGUUAUGAUGAGCCAAACUUGAACACUUUUGCAUCGAUUCUUGACGGGGACAACUGGAUUUUCAAGCAGAGAGGUCACAAGAGACAAGGACUGUCACAGUAUUUCUAGCUGAAGGUGCAACUCUACCAUCGUAGCAUAUUCCAGACGGAAAAGUUUGGGCCACCGCAACUCGGUUUGGGCGGAUCUAGAGGAAAGUCGAGUCGCACUUUUUUGAGUCAUCUGGCAUUGAAAAUAGCGGAGCUGUCGGACUCUGACACGAAGUUCCUGUCACGGUUUCCAGUUUUGCCGGCACCGUAUGGUAACAAAAGGUCAAGACAUGAGACAUGCCGAGUUUUAUAGUAAAAUCUUUAAGUCUCGGCUUGCGGGCGCAGAGUUUGUGAGAGGUCCCUCCCCGUCCUGUUCUCAGAUGAGCUUCUUCUGAUUCAAGGGAUUUGGAGUGUGAAGUAAAGCGGGGCCAAGUUUCACCUUCCCAAGUUUCCACCAGUUGCGGUUUGGACGAACACAACCUCGACGAUGGAACUGCAACUGGAUGACCGCCUUGCCCGGCUGGAACAGCGGGUUCGGGACUUGAAGUGCGAGAUAAACAUAGACGGCUUGCUGGAUGGAAUCGCGGCUCUUGUCACUGACUGUAAUUUUCCUGCUCUGCGGAAGAACAAGAACGUCGACAAUUUCCUGACCAGAUAUGAAAAAUGGGUUGAAUUUAUUGAAGAAAACCGGCUCAAGGCUGAAGACUUUGACAUGAUCAAGGUCAUUGGGCGAGGAGCAUUUGGAGAAGUCCAACUGGUCCGGCACAAGAAGACACAGAAGGUUUACGCCAUGAAGUUGCUGAGUAAGUUUGAGAUGAUCAAGCGGUCAGAGUCAGCCUUCUUCUGGGAGGAGAGAGAUAUCAUGGCACACGCCAACAGUGAAUGGAUAGUGCAGCUGCACUAUGCCUUCCAAGACCCAAAGUACCUGUACAUGGUGAUGGAGUACAUGCCAGGAGGGGACCUGGUCAACCUGAUGAGUAAUUAUGACGUGCCGGAGAAGUGGGCCAAGUUCUACUGUGCAGAGGUGGUGCUGGCUCUGCACGCCAUCCACUCCAUGGGAUUUGUACAUAGGGAUGUGAAGCCAGAUAACAUGCUGUUGGAUGCCCGGGGUCACCUGAAGCUGGCUGACUUUGGCACCUGUAUGAAGAUGGAUGAUAACGGUAUGGUACGGUCAGACACCGCCGUGGGGACACCAGACUACAUCUCCCCGGAGGUGCUCAAGUCCCAGGGUGGGGACGGCUACUACGGCAGGGAGUGUGACUGGUGGUCUGUCGGAGUCUUCCUAUAUGAAAUGCUAGUUGGCGACACCCCAUUCUAUGCAGACUCCCUGGUGGGGACGUAUGGCAAGAUCAUGGACCACAAGAACUCCCUGGGCUUCCCUGAUGACGUGGAGAUGUCCAAAGAAGCUAAGAACCUCAUCUGUGCCUUUUUAUCUGACAGAUCUGUCCGGCUGGGGAGGAACGGUGUGGAGGAGAUCAGACGACAUCCGUUCUUCCAGAACGACCAGUGGACCUGGGAAACCAUCCGGGACACUGUACCUCCUGUGGUCCCAGAGUUGAGGGGGGACGACGACACCAGUAACUUUGACGAUAUUGAAGACGACAAGGGGGAAGACGAGACCUUCCCCACGCCAAAAAUCUUCGCUGGCAACCACUUGCCUUUCAUCGGUUUUACGUUUAUUAAGGAUAGUCCGUGUUACCUAUAUACCUUAAGUCAAGUGUUUCAAGUUGGCUUGAGACCAGACAAUCGAAUUGAGGAGGUUGAUGGUGGAAGAAUGGUCAAUCAAGUUAGCAGUAGUUCAUCUAAACAGAAUGAAGAACUUGUCCAGAGAAUACAUGAGCUGGAAGAACAGCUCAACAUGGAGAUGACUGCCAAGGAUGAGAUGGAGCACAAGUAUAGGAAUACAUCAACAAAACUAGAGAAAUUGUAUAGAGAAUUAGAUCAAGAGGCUGAGGGUAGGAAGAGGGCUGAAGCUUUAACUCGGGAGAUGGAGAGGAAGACAGCAUUGUCAAAUCAUGACUUGAAGGAGUCUCAGAGAAAAGCGGAGCAGGAGAUGGAGAACAGGCGUAAGCUGGAGGGAAUGGUGGAGAACCUGAAGCUGAGGUUAGACGAGGAGAUGAGGAAACAGAACCAGUCCUCAGCCUCCUCACAGUACCUCACAGAGAGGGUCAGCUACCUGGAGAGACAGCUGGAAGAGAUGAAUGAGAAGAGCAGGACGGAGGCAGAAGUUGCCACCCAGCUGAACAACAAGCUGAAGAAGGUGCAGAAGGACUUUGACAAGGCUGUAGGUAAGGCCGAGGCUGACAAACACGAGCUGCAGGAGAAGCUGCGUCAGCUGGAGUCCACCAGGGUCACCAAGGAGAAGGAGGUCUUCAAACUGCAGGCCCAGCUGGAGGAGGAGAGGCAGAGCCAAUCACAGGCCUCCGAGAUGUCAGCUGACGUGCAGAAUCGUAACUACAUGCUGCAGGAGGAGCUGUCCAACUCCCAACAGAACAUCUCCCGGUUAGAGCAGGAGAAGCGCCAGCUCCAGGAGUCCUACAAUGCCAUGGAAAAGGCCAAGUACAACGUGGAGGUGGAGCUGAACUACAAGCUGCGUCAGCUGCAGACCAAGUUUGAGCAGAUGCAGCAGAAGUACGAGCAGGAGGUGCUGGACCACAAGGCCACCAUCGCCUCCUUCUCCGCUGACAAGAAGAAGAUCUUAUCCCUGGAGGAGUCCAAGACAGAGGCCAUGAGAGGAUUGGAAAGGCGAGUGAGUGAGGAGAAGAUGAAGCUGGAGUCGAUUCAGCGGAAGUUGGAUGAGACAGAACGGGACAAGUCGGAGCUGGAAAAGGAGCGCUCCAUGUUGAACUUUGACAUGGAACAGAUGAGGAAGAACCUGGAGGAGUUACAGAACAAGCUGGGGUCCAAGGAGGAUGAGAUCAAGACCAUCACCCUGCAGAAGGAGCAGGAGUCUCAGAAGCGGCACCUGUCCCAGACAGACGUGAAGAACCUGCAGCAGCAGAUCUCCUCCCUCAAGGUCACGGAGAAACACCUGAACCAGGAGCUGGAGGUGCUCCGGGCACAGAAGGCUCGCGUCGACAAGGACCUGGAUGAGAAGAGAAAGGACCUGAAGAGUAACGAGGCCAACAUGCGUGAGCUCCAGGACCAGCUGGAGGUGGAGCAGUACUUCUCCACGCUCUACAAGACUCAAACCAAAGAACUCAAGGAGGAGGUGGAGGAGAAGGUCAAGCAGUGCAGCGACCUCCAGGAGGAACUCAAGAAGGAGCAGUAUGAGAAGGAGAACCUGUCCGCUCAGGUACAGCUCAUGGUGGCUAAGGCGGAGUCGGAGCAGCUGGCGCGCUCCAUCGCCGAGGAGCGGUUCUCGGACCUGGACAAGGAGAAGACCAUGAUCGUCCUGGAGCUGAAGGAGAAGGAGGCUCGCCACAAGUCUGAGGUCGGCGAGAAGAGCCAGCAGGUCAAGGAGCUGGAGGACCAGAGUAAGCAGCUGAGCGCCAGCCUGGAGCAGAUGAAGGCAGAACGUGACGACAUGAACAACCGUCUGAAGAAGGCCGUGGAGGACCUGAACAACAAGGACGAGCUGAGCCAGGCGCUGAACGAACAGAAGGCUCACUACGAGAAACAGCUGCUCAAGGAGAAGGAACUCAAGAUACAGGCUAUCAACAAGCUUGCCCAGAUCGUGAACAGUAAGGAGUACAAGGACAUGGUGUCGGGUAAGAAGAACCGCGUGUCUGCCGACCAGCUGAGGAAGAAGGAGAAGGAGGUGCGGAAGCUGCAGCAGGAGUUGAGCAUGGAGAAGGAGAAGUACGACAACGUCGUUGUCAGGCUGCAGAAGGACCUCAACGAAUUGCAGGCUCAAUUCCAAGAGGAGGUACAGUGUCGAACCGAGCUGCAGAUGACGCUGGACAGCAAGGACAGUGACAUUGAGCAGCUGCACGCCAAGCUGAGCAUCCUGAGCAGCGACACAGCCAGCGUCAACAGCGGGGAGACCGACGAUCCAGAGGGAGGAUUCGAGGUGAACAGACUGGAAGGCUGGCUGGCUGUGCCCAACAAACAGAACAUCAAGAGAUACGGGUGGAAGAAGCAGUACGUGGUGGUCAGCACCAGGAAGAUUCUCUUCUACAACGACGAGAAUGACAAGAUGUCUGCUGCCCCGUCACUGGUCCUGGAUCUAGAUAAACUGUUCCAUGUACGACCUGUAACACAAGGUGAUGUCAUCAGAGCUGACGCCAAAGACAUCCCCAGAAUAUUCCAGAUCCUGUAUGCCGGCGAGGGGGAGAACAAGAAGAUGGACGAGACGCAGCAGGACAUCCUGCCCCUGCAGGGGGGGCCGGGCGUCACCAUCCACAAGGGCCACGAGUUCGUCCUGGUGCACUUCCACAAGCCAACCACCUGCGAGGUCUGCCCAAAACCUCUCUGGCACAUGUUCAGACCACCCCCUGCACUCGAGUGUAGAAGAUGUCACAUCAAAUGUCACAAGGACCAUCUUGACAGGCAUGAGGAAACCGUGGCUCCCUGUAAAGUAAACUUUGACAUCCAUGCAGCGAAAGACUUGCUUGUUCUGGCGAGCACACAAGAGGAGCAGUCACUGUGGGUCAACAGGCUGGGCAAGAAGAUCUCCAAACCCCCUAUAGACCCCAGGGAGGGGGGAAUCAGGGCGUCAAUGAGGUCAGUCGGGAGCUCGUCAUCCUUCAGGAGGACAGGCAAAGCUGCAACGCAAAAUGCUGCCAAGAAGCCAGGCAAACCCAGGUCACCAGAGAUGGAGGACAGCCCCAGUCCCAGCCCCACCCCCUCCCCGUUUCUCGAGCCCCCAGGACAAAGUUCUACCCUCCCACCCGUCCCCCCCAGUCCCAUCCCCAAGGAAGUUUCCAAGGAAACCAAAGAGAGUCAUAGACACUCUUGGCACAAGUUCUUCUCCUGAUGUGCCCUCCAGUUGAUGAGUCAGCCAGGGGCCUGUUGUCUAACUGCACCCAUUGGUCAGCCAACAUGUAGCAAAACACUCCUCUGUUAGAGCACGCCUCCCUUGGAGGAACCUAAACAUGUUUUGUUUAGGACACCAAAUCAGUUACAGUUUUGUAUCACAGCCUCUCCCUGUCCAGUUUUGUUUGAACUUUCAGUUAUAAGUAAUGUCACAAUAAUAAGAUUUGUCAGGCAGUCAAAUACAAACAUAUCCAUCACAGUAUACAGCUGUUAUGCCUUCACAGAGGCUGCUACAGUAUUCACCAAUCACAACUCAGUCCAGGCAUUUAAGGCCUUGCAACUGGAGCUGAUUUGCUGUCUCUCAAUAAGCAAUGAAUUAAGCAAGCAAUAAGUGGACCGUUCUGAAAAACAGAAAUAAUGGCAAACAACCUGCAAAUAGUCAAAAGAGUCACAGUCAAAGAGAGGAUAUACUUUGAGUAUAAAGGAAUUAUGUAUGUAUGUAGGUUCUAUAAACAUAGUUUAUAUGCUGGAAAUUAAUGUUUGAGAUGUGAUAGGAGUUACAGUAAAGAGAGAUGUGCGACAGUGGUACCUACAAUGUAAAGGGCAGAGCAGAGAAGACAAGUAGGCCAAACAAAAAUUUUGUAUUAUACAAUCAUCAGAUAGAUCUUUUUUACAUGUUUGUCCAAGUAGAGGAAAAGAAAAGCAAGAUGGCAAUGUGUAGCCGGUACUUUUUUAAAGACUAGAUGUUAUAGAAAGAACGUAAACCAGGAAAGUCCAAGUUUGGUAGAGAAACAGUUUGUAGGUCAAGGAAAUUGGAUGCUGUCAGUUGUGACAGCCGGAACAAAAUGUCUUGGCAAGGCAGAACUUUCCACCAACAUGAAUGAAAGGCAUCUAAAAAUUCCUUCGGUUCAAGUUUGAUCCCUUCCAACGGUAGGCCAUAAGAUAGUUUGUCAUCCUUCAAAAAGCGUCUCUGAGCCUUGGUAGGCAUGUCCAGCUGAUAACCUUGCACUGCACCUGUUUUGUUGUCUCGGUUUGUUGCACGUGCAGUUUUGCUGAAUUUUGUAGUAUGCAUGUCACCAACUAUUUUCUUUCGUCAUGUUAAAUGCACUUUUUCCAACUUGUAUAUUGCACUGCUACAAAACAUGUUCAUGUAAUGUGUGAGCCCCCCUCUCUCCAGUUCCACAGGAUUGCACAGAAUAUAUUGUCCCCUGCUUUACCUGUGUUUGUCCCUACUGUAUUGUGCAUGUUCACCUGUCUGUUACCAACCUGCUGCUCCCCUAGGUGUUUCCACAACAGUUUCUGCCAGGAUAUGCAGGAGGCCUGGAUGUGUGCAUGGCCUGGUACUUACCCCUGAGUGCCUUGGACCUUACCUGUAGUGCUAUGGGUCCCUGCCUUCAACAGGGAGCUACCAUGAUGUAGUAGGGGUGUUUGUUUGGUGCAUGUUGUUUCUAAUUCUGUCCCCUUCUCUCACUUAACAGCUAAUCUUGCAUGUGGAUGUACUUGCCGGUGGGUGGAGGGAAUUUCUACAUCCUUGAAGAUUCUGCCCCAUUCCUGGAAGGCAGAGACUUUACCUGCCUAUCCAUCCAAUGUCUUUAACCCGAAUCCCCCCAGCACUAGGACUCCAUCCUACUGUCACUCCAGAUGUCCACAGCCUCCCACUCUCCACCCAUGGCUCCAGUAUUGCACAGAGUCAUAUCCAAGACACAUCACCACUUCUAGGACAUCCCUCUCACUUCAUUUUAGAAUCUACAUGAAAUUGUUUACAUCUGAAUGUUUUAAAAAGCAGAUUUGCCCCCAAAGACCUCAUCGACUUGAGUGGCUAUAUAGUGGAGAUUCGUCAUGCCUUGUCAGGUGCCAAUUAUUAUAAAGAGAGAAAUGCAGAAUUGUGACAGAUGUUAUUUUGUUUGUUUGAUGUUAGCGUUUUCCUUCAGAAUGUGCAAUGCUCACUGUGGACAGAUCUAGAUUUUUGCCAUGGAGACAAAACUGUUCAAAACUCCAAAGCUGUUUACAAAAUUACUGACCUUUAUUCUUAAAUCAGUUCCUACUUGAAUGUGUAAGAGAGAGCAGUGCACAUCCCACAUGACUAAACUUGCCAUUUUUAAGCAGAGUGUUAAUGUUGGUAAGGGUAUAUUUUGGCUGGUGUAGCUGCCUGCUAGAGAAUGACGACUCACUGUUUCAUCUACAUGAAUGCUAUCAAGAAGCAAAGUUUGUAUGGGCUACCAUGUAAGGUAUUGCUAGUGGAUAGCUUUCCAGUCAGUAUUGCAGUAUUGUACUACCUAUAGGUGCUAAACGAGCCUUACCAGAGUACAGAAUUGAAGGCAUCACUCCACCAUUAGGUUAAGAAGUUAGUAGGGACUCGGAAUGCCCCACCUUCUGUUUAGAGUGCCGACAGCUUGUACCAACACCGCAUCUGCACUUGGUGGCUGGAAUAUGUAUAUUGCUACUGUUAUGUCUGAAGAUCUAUGCACACUAUAUUGUACUGGAUGUCUCAUUGUGUGACCCUAUCUGUUAUGCCAUUACUAAAGUCACACAGUUACUAUAUACUGUACUGAUUACAACUAGUCAGCCGUAGGCUUAUGUACCUACUGUAGAAAUGAAGCACCAAGACAAAGCUAGGUCCUGUAUUUAAAUUAUAUUAUCAAUCUUAAAAUUUUUGUAUUUAACAUUUGUUGUUUCUGGUGAACUAGCUGUAAACUUGCCUAGUGAAAGUAUGUAUGAUAAAAAUAACUUACUUUUUGCCACAGUAUAUCAGGGGUUCGAUUGUAGAAAGCAGGGGCAUAUAAAGUUUUAAUAUUUGCUUCCAUGCAUUGUUAUGCAACAAAUACCUAUACCGGUAUUACUACAGCUGUUUGCCUUAGUGAUGUACUAUUAUAAAACUGCUGGGGCAUAAGAUUGCUUAUGUUUGAUAGUACCAGAAUAGGUGGGUCUCUUCAUUUUGUAUGAUUGUAGAAAGUGUUGAUUUUGUAGAGGAGAGUAGGAGAAUGGAGACAGUAGCAAAUGACAACAGCCAGAAACAUGGAGCACCACCUUUCUGUAUGCUGUAUUACUACAUGUUAAACUAUCUUGAGAUCUUAUUGACAUUAAACUGGACCAUGUCCAUGUACAGA